Messenger RNA from Schizosaccharomyces cryophilus OY26, 2061 nucleotides. Its product is annotated as UDP-GlcNAc transferase associated protein Alg14. Gene Ontology annotation, biological process: dolichol-linked oligosaccharide biosynthetic process. The transcript has 2 exons. Gene Ontology annotation, cellular component: UDP-N-acetylglucosamine transferase complex. The record is from RefSeq and is a predicted model, not a curated record. The coding region runs from base 123 to 761 and encodes 212 amino acids. Lineage: Eukaryota; Fungi; Ascomycota; Schizosaccharomycetes; Schizosaccharomycetales; Schizosaccharomycetaceae.
CUCCUCUCCAACCUAUUCUUAUGGAUUAAGAGUCUCAUAAACAAAUCGGGUUUAACCGCUCUUUUUUCGUACUUUAACUAUUAUUAUUUAUUCAUUAAUUAAGCAAGCAGAAAAAAUCAGCUAUGCUCAAAACGUUAUUUCUAUUAGGCGUAUCUGCAUUCGCAAGCGUGUUUCUGAUACUUGUAGGAAGAGAAUGGUACUGUUCUUCGAAGAAAAAUGGUCUCGCAAAUCCUCAUCUGCUAGUAUAUUUUGGUUCUGGAGGCCAUACAGGGGAAAUGUUGAAUUUACUUGGCGCUAUUAAAGAUCAUCAGUAUCCUGUACGAUCAUAUGUAGUAGGUGCCGACGACAAAAUGAGUUACUCAAAAGCAAAGGCUUUAAUAUCUGAUAAUCCUCAUAACAAGUCUUCAAUUUUCACAAUUCCUCGGGCUCGGUAUGUAAAGCAAUCGUGGUCAACGACACCUUUAACGGCUAUCUGGAGCCUUCUAUUUUCACUGAAAGUCAUUUUUUGGAAUAAAAACGGAAUCCCAGAUGUGAUUCUUUGCAAUGGUCCAGGGACAUGCAUAUUUCUAUGUUUGGAAGGAUACGUAACUAAGUUUUUUGGUAAACGUAUCCGGAUAGUUUAUGUGGAAUCGUUUGCAAGGGUGAACAAUCUUUCACUAAGCGGAAAGAUACUAUUACCGUUCGUUGAUCGCUUUUUAGUACAAUGGCCUGACCUCGCACUCAAAUACAAAGGUGCUGAAUAUGUUGGCAUUGUUACUUAAUUGGAUGUGUCAUGAUAUGUCUUUAUUAACGCUGCCAAAUAUGAUGAUUUUUCUAAAAGACUUAGAUAGAAACCAAAUCUGGAUCGACUAGGAUUUAGGUGAUUAUUGAAACAUGCGUUCUAUAGAGUACAACUUUCAUUUCAUUCUUUUUCAUUCCUGGUUUUUUGUUUGAGCCAUUCAAUUCCUUUAUGUUAGUUUAGAUCCAAGGCUAAAGCAUGACUACAAGUCAAACAGAGCAUCCUUUAAUACUUUACAUUCGGACAUUUUUUAGUUCACAAACACUAAUUAGCAAACUUUUUACAUGUUCCAAGUUCGCUUCAGCUUGUACCAUUGCCUUUUGGUUGUUUGCGUCCGUUACAUGGGUGUAAGCAUGCAAAACCCAUGCUUGAUCUUCUGCUAAUGGGUGGAAUGGAGGGUCAAUCGAAUGUAGUUGUGAAGGAAUUAAUGUUUGGAAUAACCUGAUAGUACAGUUGCUGGAAGCAUAUUCUAAACCUUGUACUAUGUAUUCAUGAGAAAAUCUAGAGAAAAGGUGAGCUAGAAGUUUGCAGUUUGUAAGCAAAAUAAUCAAAAUUCUUACUCGUAUCCAAGGUUUUCUACAAAUUCCAUAGGGGAGCCGUUCGUAAUUUUUGCCCGACUAAUUGGGCGAAUUCCGCACCUUCCUUCUCUCUUAGGUUCUGAUGUACCUUCUAAAUGAAUAGCCCUUAUUUAUAUUAGCUCCUUUUUCAUUUUAUAGGUUUGCUUACCAUUGUGCCUUUUGUAUCCAGUCAGACUCACUAUUUCCUAUUGUGUCUAAUUGACCGCAUAAUCGAAGCCAAUAAUCUGCCUGUCGAGGUAAAUUGAUUGGAACAUCUACAAACAUAUAUUAGUACUCUAAAAUCGACGUAGGUCAUCAUGGAGGUUCUUGAAUUUGAACCAAAUGAGGUAUUUUCCCAAAGCAUUGCUAAACCUACCUUUCGGUCGAAAAACCAUCAUAUACUCAAAAAUUAUUUUCGGUUCAUUGAAGAUUCUUAAGAGUGAAUUGGCGACAAUGUCUGAUCGUCUAGACGGUAUAACUCCAAUUAAGUAUAGCUCCUGCAUUUCAUCGUAUGUGGAACUAGUUUGAGCGGACUAACCAAGAAUUUGAAAAUGAGUAAAAUUUCCAGUGAACUAAUUUCUUAUUACAGUCGCUAUAGACAAACUGUAAUUCUUUGUUCACUUUGAGGAAGUCAAUAUCGACGAAAACAGGUGUGAUAUUUUCUUAAUGGUCAGUAGAAUAAUUCUGCAAAUAUUAUGAGAUGCGUCAAUGAACAAAUAAAUCAGG